CCUGCAUCUGUGACUUUUCGUACUGUACAAGGUUCGCUAUCAGGUGAUGUCUGCUCUCAGCAUGAGGUUGUCAUCGUCUCCAUGACCGUUCGAUUCCCCCUUUGUUUCUGUUUAGUCUUUUUUUUGGAAAGAUUGUUCUCUUGAUGAAUACCCGUUCCCUUGGCACAAUGAGGGAUGAACCUGUCAAUAGAUUGUGCAUUUAUAUAGGUACAUGAUAUUGUCAUGGUUCACAUCUUGGUUCUCACUCGCGCAGCAUCGCCGUUUCUUUUGUUCUUUGUUUCUUAUGUGACCAUCAGGACGUCGCUGUCUCUUCCGUGUCUUCGUUACCUAUUCCUUUGCCAUCGGAUCCGUCCUCAAUUUCCCCGGCGUCCCCUGGCGUCCCCUGGUGCCCAAUUCCCUUCUAAUAUUUCAACCAUAUGCAGCGAACAUGGUCCUUUGCCAAACGCUUCUUCAGGAGGACUACGCCUUUCACCUUUCCAUUUUGCUUUUCAGCCUCUGCGAUUCUACAUGGAUGCUCCUCUCUCUUAUUUCCCCUUGAUGGCAUGUUUUCUAUCCAUAUUUCCUGCAUAUAUCCUUGUCGACUACAAGUAUUUUCUCGCUUUAGAAAAAUCCAUGGGACUUCUAGAAGAAAAUUGGUUCAUCGGAAAGACAAGGUCAAGUCCAGGUAUGGAUUCUUGAGUGGUUCCCCUUUAAUUGGCAUAGAACAUCAAAGUAAGAUCAGCG
Aspergillus novofumigatus IBT 16806 is the source of this 723-nucleotide messenger RNA. RefSeq lists its product as uncharacterized. The record is from RefSeq and is a predicted model, not a curated record. The transcript has a single exon. Lineage: Eukaryota; Fungi; Ascomycota; Eurotiomycetes; Eurotiales; Aspergillaceae. The coding region runs from base 223 to 678 and encodes 151 amino acids.